This is a messenger RNA of Eremothecium cymbalariae DBVPG#7215, 915 nucleotides long. It is a transcript of the gene ADE1, whose product is annotated as phosphoribosylaminoimidazolesuccinocarboxamide synthase. Gene Ontology annotation, biological process: 'de novo' IMP biosynthetic process. Gene Ontology annotation, cellular component: cytoplasm. NCBI's taxonomy places the organism in Eukaryota, Fungi, Ascomycota, Saccharomycetes, Saccharomycetales, Saccharomycetaceae. Bases 1 to 915 code for a protein of 304 amino acids. The transcript has a single exon. Gene Ontology annotation, molecular function: phosphoribosylaminoimidazolesuccinocarboxamide synthase activity. The record is from RefSeq and is a predicted model, not a curated record.
AUGACAGUUGAUAAGACGGAGCUGGAUGGUAUUCUUCCCUUGUUGGCUAGGGGCAAGGUGAGGGAUAUCUACGAGGUGGACGGGCAGACGUUGCUGUUUGUUGCCACUGACCGUAUUUCCGCAUAUGAUGUAAUUAUGGGGAACACUAUACCAGAUAAGGGAGUGCUUUUAACCAGGUUGUCAGAGUUCUGGUUCAAGUUUUUGGAGGGGGAUGUGCGGAACCACCUUAAGCCGUUGGCACCUGGACAGACUAUUUAUGAUUUAUUACCCAAGGAAUUGUCGGAACCCAAGUACAAGGAGCAGUUAGAUGGUAGAGCGUUGUUGGUGCAGAAACAUAAGUUAAUCCCAUUGGAGGUGAUUGUUCGGGGCUAUAUUACUGGUUCUGCUUGGAAGGAGUACCAAAGAACGGGGAACGUUCAUGGGCAGCCGCAGCCAUUGGGGUGGCAGGAGUCUCAGGAAUUCCCUCAAGCCAUAUUCACUCCUUCAACUAAGGCUGAACAAGGGGACCACGAUGAGAAUAUUUCUCCAGAACAGGCAGCGGCUUUGAUUGGCAAAGAAUUAUGUGAUCGUGUAGCUGCUUUGGCUAUUAAUCUUUAUACUAAGUGUAGAGAGUAUGCGAAGUCCAAGGGAAUAAUCAUCGCUGAUACGAAGUUUGAAUUUGGUAUUGAUGAGAUAACGAAUGAAAUUGUACUUGUUGAUGAAGUAUUGACUCCUGACUCUUCUCGUUUCUGGAGCAGCGAACAUUAUGCUAUUGGUAGGUCACAGGAAUCUUAUGACAAGCAGUUUUUGAGAGACUGGCUAACUGCUAAUAAGCUAAAUGGUGUGGAUGGCGUCAAAAUGCCAGAAGAUAUUGUCGAAAGAACAAGAAAUAAGUAUGUGGAGGCAUAUGAGGUUUUAACAGGGAAAAAGUGGUGA